AUGGUCAAAUUCCUGACUAUCGCCGCCCUGGCGACGGCUGGCAAGUGCACUCUUGAGAAGGAUGUUGUUGUCAUUGGUGGAGGUGCUUCCGGCUCUCACGCUGCAUUCCGCCUCCGCGAGGAUUACGACAAGAGCAUCCUCUUGAUUGAGAAGCGAGACCAUCUUGGUGGCCACGUCAACACUUAUGACGCCGCUUCAGGCAACAGCUACAAUUACGGCGUCCAGUCGUUCGUUGAUGUCCACGGUGCCGCUGAGUUCGUCAAUGAGCGCCUUGGUGUUAAGACUGCGGCUCCUGGCCGCACCUCUACUACUACCCGCUACCUGGAUUUCACCACCGGCGAGGAUGUUGUUUACAGCGCCCCUACUUCUGCUCAGUUGAUGGCGGCCCUUGCCAAGUAUGCUGAGAUCUGUGCCCAGUACGAGGACAAGCUUCUGCCUAGCUUCUGGGAUUUCUGGGCGCCCGAGGACAUCCCCGAUGACCUGCUCCUCACCUUCGGCGACUUCGUUGAGAAGUACGAACUUGAGGCCCUCGUUCCUACACUCUUCAAAGUUACUGGAAUGGGUCUCGGAAACGUUUCCAACGUCCUGACAAUUUGGGUCAUGCAAGCCUUUGGUGGCCCCAUGGCCCGAUCGUUCCUCGGCACCCAGUCCACUUUCGUCCCUGCUUCCGGCCGCAACCAGGACAUCUACGAUGCCUUUGCUGAGAAGCUGGGCGAAGAUGUCAUGUACUCCGCAACUGUUGUGAGCGCCAAGCGUUCUGACGAGGGCGUCCUGCUCACCGUAAAGAGCAACAACAACCAGACCGUCACCGUCAAGGCCAAGCGUCUCCUCCUUGCCAUUGAGCCCACCGAGAGCAACCUUGCACCCUUCAACCUGGAUGACGAGGAGCACGCUGUUUUUGACAAGUUCUCCUACUCUGCCAUCGGUGCCGGCAUUGUAUCCAACCCGAGCCUGCCCACCGGAUAUUCUCUAAACAACCUGCCCGCCACUGCUUCUCCCAACAACUGGCUUGUCCUCCCCGAGCUGGACUUUACGGCCCGCUUCGACUACAUGGGCACCGAGGAAGGCGAGGGCCGAGAUUACUUCCGUGUUCUGGUCAUCGGUGACGGCAACCUCGACAGCACCGGUGCUAAGGAGCUGGCGCAGACCAACUUCAACGCUCUCAUCAAGGCUGGCGCCAUCGACACCCCCGACUCUUCCGAGUUGGAGUUUGUUGCCUUUGCCGAACACGGCCCCAUGCACGCCCGCGUGUCGGCCGAUGAACUCAAAGACGGCUUCAUCCAAGACCUGUAUGCCCUUCAGGGCCUCCGAUCCACCUGGUGGACCGGUGGUGCCUGGUUUGCCCAGUUCCAGACUCACCUCUGGUGGUACAACGACAUUCUCAUUCCCAAGCUGAUCGAGAACAUGUAA
Messenger RNA from Ilyonectria robusta, 1410 nucleotides. RefSeq lists its product as uncharacterized. The record is from RefSeq and is a predicted model, not a curated record. The transcript is spliced from 2 exons. NCBI's taxonomy places the organism in Eukaryota, Fungi, Ascomycota, Sordariomycetes, Hypocreales, Nectriaceae. The coding region runs from base 1 to 1410 and encodes 469 amino acids. Gene Ontology annotation, molecular function: oxidoreductase activity.